AUGAAGAAAUUGCAGAAAUUGCAGAACGAUGAAGAAAUUGCAGAAAUUGCUGGUAUGCUUCUCUUUAUCCCCACUUUUUCCUUGUCUUUGUGGCUGCAAAAUGAAACAAUAAAGCAUGGGAAAAGACUGCAACAACCAUGUGGACCACCCCUUGUAAUUGUAGUUUUGUUUGGUUUUGUAAAAGGCUCUGCAACAGCCGUAGCUAACUGUGGUGCGAUGCCUUAUGUGUUCUUUCGGUGUCGGUUCCUUUUUUGUUUGGUUUUGGCUUCCCAGUUGGUGUGUAAAUUUGUUAGCCGAGAUAUCAAUCUUAUGAAGAUUGAGACCCAAGAGAUCUAUGGUAGCAUGAGCGAUGUUGGUGAAACCAAGAGAGUUACCAAGACUUUCACUCCCAUGCCAUCACAAGUCACUGCAGCCACGUACAAUGAAGAUCUGGUGCUCCUCUACAAUGAGGUGACAACUAUCACUCAUAGACUUACAGGAGGAUCAAGGCAGUUGGAUGUUGUUCCCAUCGUGGGUGUGCCUGGGCUCGGUAAGACCACACUAGCCAAUAUAGUUUAUAGUUCUCCUUCAGUAAUGUUGCAUUUCCAAAUUCGUGCUUGGUGCACUGUGUCUCAAGUAUAUAGCCGGCACAACUUGUUAGUUCAGAUAUUGGGUAGUAUUGAUUCUAGGAGCCCAGAACAAUAUCUAAAGGUGGAUGAGGAUGAUUUGGCUGUAAAGCUAAAACAAUUUUUGCUCAGAAAUAGGUAUCUCCUAGUUUUGGAUGAUCUAUGGGACAUUGAGGCAUGGAAUUUGUUGGAAAGAUCAUUGCCUGAUGAUGCCAAUGGAAGCAGGAUUCUCGUCACGAGUAGAUUGCUGAAUUUGCAAUUCAAACUGGUAGCAAGGCUCACUAUCUCCAGCACCUUACUGAUGAAGAGAGUUGUUGUCCUUGCUGCUGGAAUUUUUGCUACUACUGCACAAAAUUUCUGGGAAGAAGUUGCAAAAAGUCUAAGGUCCAGUAUUGUCCUUGACGAAGAAUAUUGCAUGAAGACACUUGAACUAAGUUAUAUUCAUCUACCAGAUGAUUUGAAGCCAUGCCUUCUUUAUUUUGGUGUAUUUCAAGAAGACGAAAAUGUUCCUGUCCGAAGGUUGUUAUGGCUUUGGAUCUCCGAAGGAUUUGUGCGAAAGAAAACUGGAAAGAGCAUAGAGGAUGUGGCAGAUGACUACUUGAAGGCACUGGUUGAUAGAAGUUUAGUCAUGGUUACCAAACAAAGAACUACGAGUGGUGCCAAAGCUUGCCCACUUCAUGAUUUGGUACAUGAGUUUUGUGUAGAAAAAGCCAAAGAGGAAAACUUUCUACACAUUAUUCAUCGUGGGAAAGAUCUUUUUAGUCUUACUGGCCUAAGCAACCCCCACCGAGUUUGUGAUCAGAAUACCAGGAAAUUGAAGAUUCAGCACUCAAUGCUAUUUUUUCCCAAUUUACGCAGUUUGUUGUCGUUUAAAGAGGAUGAGUUGGGAUUUUGGUUGCCUAAACUUCUUAGAGUGUUGGAUUUGAGGAACUUGGUGUUUAAUGCAUAUUUUCCGAUGGAAGUAGUAUUGCUUGUUCACUUGAGAUACUUAGCUCUUCAUAUUCGAGGAAUAAAUUCCAUUUCCAACCCAAUAAAUUCCAUUUCCAUCCCAUUUGCAAUAUCCAACCUCUCAAGGUUACAAACUUUUCUGGUAAGAGGAGACUCAAUAUUCUAUUAUGUGUUACCAAAAACUAUCUGGAACAUUAAGACAUUGAGGCAUCUAUGUAUCACAGGUUUCAAUUAUGGUUUUGUUUUUCCUGUUGACGAUCUUGAAAUAUCCCCAUGUUUAGAUCAUUUAAACACUUUAAAGCUUGCCAUUGAUCCCUCCUCUCAAAGCUUGCAAAAGCUGCUGACAUAUUUACCAAGCAUCCGCAGGCUGAAAUGUAAGAGAUCGGAGAAAUCAAGUGAAGAAUUUACCAGAAUUGACGACAAGAUUCUGGUGUUCGACUGUUUGAGUCAACUAGAAUCACUUAAUCUAUCUUUUUUUGACGGAUACGGAUUUAAAUUCCCAUUGAAUUUGAAGAAGUUGACUCUUUCAUAUAAUCAUCAGCCAUGGAGUGAAAUCUCAACAAUUGGAAAGUUGCCCAAUCUUCAAGUGCUUAAAUUACGCCAUGGCUCCUUUGUUGGGAUUGAAGAAUGGGAAAUGAAAGAAGGAGAGUUCCCUAACCUCCGAGUCUUGAAAUUGAUAGGCGUGGCCUUGCGCAGCUGGACUGCAUCUUUUGAUAGUUUUCUCCAUCUUGAGAAAUUGGUUGUGCAUAAUUGUCCGGGGCUGAAAGAGGUGCCUUCUUGUUUAGGGGAAUGUCCGACUCUUGAAAUGAUUGAGGUGAAAUGGUGUGAUGAGUCUGUUGUAAGAUCAGUGAAGCAAAUUCAACAAGAGCAGAUGGAUAUGGGAAAUGAUGUUAUAGAGAUCAUAAUUGAAUAUUGUGGUCAUGCAUGA
Messenger RNA from Coffea eugenioides, 2481 nucleotides. Its product is annotated as putative late blight resistance protein homolog R1B-17. NCBI's taxonomy places the organism in Eukaryota, Viridiplantae, Streptophyta, Magnoliopsida, Gentianales, Rubiaceae. The record is from RefSeq and is a predicted model, not a curated record. The coding region runs from base 1 to 2481 and encodes 826 amino acids. The transcript is spliced from 3 exons. Gene Ontology annotation, biological process: defense response to other organism. Gene Ontology annotation, molecular function: ADP binding.